Molecule: messenger RNA, 507 nt
Organism: Tricharina praecox
Lineage: Eukaryota; Fungi; Ascomycota; Pezizomycetes; Pezizales; Pyronemataceae
Exons: 3
Coding region: 1-507 (168 amino acids)
Source: RefSeq, a predicted model, not a curated record
AUGGCCGCCCACUGCCUCCGAUACAAAACCGAGGUCUAUACUGUUACUACGGUGGUGAAAGCGUUGAUGGAGCACCACGAGGAGAUAUCCGGAGAAAUGAAGAUACACGAUGACGAGAGAGACAGAGUUCGUAGGGCGAUGAAGCAACAGCUUGCGGAGGUUGUUGCUAUCUCCAGAUCGCAGGAAGAGUUGGCCAAGAAAACAAGUAACACACUGGCGUUGUUGUUUCAUUCUGUUCAAGCAGAUUACGACCAGCAGCAGGUCGCCAAUGGUGUCGAACUUCAAAAGAUUUCUCUGGCCAAUCAAGUCGAGGUCCAGCAAACUAGAAAGGACAGCUUUGCGAUGAAGACCAUCGCCAUUAUGACCGUGUUUUUUCUACCCGGAACUAGCAUUGCGUGGGGGGUAACGAGGAAGGCGGAGACGGCGGAGACGAUGAAGAAGGCAGAGAAGAUAGUAGGCGAAGAACAGGACUCAGCGAUGGUUAAGAGUGGGAAGAAGGACCGGUGA